Molecule: messenger RNA, 3336 nt
Organism: Heterobasidion irregulare TC 32-1
Lineage: Eukaryota; Fungi; Basidiomycota; Agaricomycetes; Russulales; Bondarzewiaceae
Exons: 10
Coding region: 1-3336 (1111 amino acids)
Source: RefSeq, a predicted model, not a curated record
AUGGACUCUCAUCCAGGAGCACUGCGCGAUCUUCUAAAUGACUAUGUCCUAACUCAUCUCACCGUCGACCAUCGCGAAGUCACAGAGGCUCUGGUAUAUGACAUACUCUCAAAUGCCCUCGUUCCCGUUCCGACGACCGAUUCAUAUUUCUUCACACUACCCUCAGACCCCUUCGAUGACCUUCUAAAAUCUCACACAUGUGGCCCUUCUCUAUCACUAUUCGAAGAAAAAAUUGAGACAAUAGUAGAUAAAGGCGCUUUCAGGUUCAUCCAGGAGACCUUGAACUUCCGAGGUGAAACAAAAACACAACGUUGUUGGCAGGAUAAUGCAUUGCUCGAACUCGAGGAGACAUACAGUACAUCGAAGGACACAGUGCUAAGCCUGCGAGCAAUCCGAGAGAUGCCCAGUUCGGCACCUUCGGCUACCAAGUGUCUACCUAAAACAAUUUCGGACAUUAUGAAGUGCUAUUACAUCAAAAGCGUAGCUGUCCAAGAAUUCACUGACCAAGUCACAUCUAUUGAUGAUGUAUUGCGACUUGAAUUAGACGCAAAGACUCGAAAAGCCGCUCUCGCCCUUCUCUGUGACAAUCCGUUUGCGAAGCGAAUGAAUAAUGUCCCUCGUCAGGUUGCUCGUACCGAGCCGUGGCUUCAACCUCCAUCUCCUUCAUUGCCUAUCAUAUAUCCACAAACGCCUCCCCUCUUCCCCAGAGUACAUGCUCCCCGUGAAUUGAAGGGGAGUCAUAUUCAGUCUAUUACUGACCUCCCUUCGGUGAUGGGUUCGAUGUCUGUGGACAGCGAGCCCGACAUGCCUGAGCGACAUAUGACCAUUAUCAAUGGAUGGCAAACUUUCUCAAGCGUUUCACCGUCCUCAACAUCAUCUUCAUGUGGCAGCCACAGUGAGGUGGACGAACUCUGGUUUCCUUCUUCGGAAACAGAGCCUUUGGUCAUCAAUGAAUUAGAGGAUGUCAAAUUCGAUGAAGUUCUAAUGCCCCUUCGGCCAAGUCUAAGGGAUACUGGCGAAAUUUCAGUACCUUUUGGUGAGAGGGAAAGUCUGGCUUCGUUCCUCAAGUCGCAUGUUAUAGAAUCCAUACAACUGAAGGCCUACAAAACGUCUACAACGCCUUCGCCUUCUCCAACAAGUGGCAUUGAGACUUCGAUGCAAGGACACCCAGAUACACCCACUAACUUUGAUCCCGAAGGGCUGCUGUUCUUCUCUUCUGAACUAGACCAGGACAUACGAAGACUGUAUCCAACGUUGUCAAAAGGUGCAUACGAUAUCAUGUACCUGGAGCAGCUCGAAAGCUCUCACACUGAUUUGAUGAACGUUCCUAUGUUGCCACCUCCUAAUGAACAUAACACGCUAUCCUUCCCGGAAGAUUUGGCGUCUCUCGUCUGUAAAAAUAAAAACAGUGGCAAUAGCUCCGGCGUCCCCCCUUCAGAGUUUGGGGUCCUUCAAAAGGCAAAGGGCGUGAAAUCUCUUAAUAUUGAAUUAUCAUGGAGACCGUUCAAGUUUCAGUCCAAAAUUCCAACGCAAGAAGAGCUGGCUGAUGUCAUUGCAUUGCAAGAUACAUUCCCGCAACAUGCCAAUCUUGACGCUGAUAAUAGCCUGGUCCAACAUCUCAUCGAGCGGAAUGAGUUCUCCGAUUCACGAUCAAUACUUCCAAAGUUCGACGAAGCAGUCAUUUGUCGAAACGCGUGUCGUGAUGAUAAUAUCUUAGUCCCAAAUCAAGGCGACAACGAGGAUGGCUUGGGAGUCAUUUUCAAUUGGGAGGAGAGGCGGAGGCUGGUGCGCCUAAGCAACGAACGAGUCGAUCAAGUCGACAACGCAAACAUUGAUUCUAAACCAUGUAUGGUAUGUGCCAAUUGUGAGGAGGAAGCCCGGUCAAGAAAUGUUGAAGGAGCCCUUCACAAUGGUCAAGAAAUUCUGUAUGAUUUAGCUGACUACCAACAGGCUCAGGUCGACGACUCUGAGAUAGCGAUGAACUUCUCUUACGAUAACAAUAAUUCGCUUUGUAGGGAGGCUGACAUUUCCAGCGGUCCCCUCCCUUGUGAACACAACCACAGCGCGCCUUUACAUGUUAUCCUGGACGAGGUUGAAGAUCUGUUCGUUUCUAGCCUCGACGACUGGAAUACAGGGCUAGAAGCUCCAGCCGGAUCCUUUAUUCCCUUGACGCAGGAGUCCUCAAGACCUUUCGAAGCCGAUGCUGCUACUUUCCAGUGCGAGCCCUUGUCGACUCAGGAUGCCGAUCCCUCUGGAAAUGAUUGGUUUGCUGAAUCGACCUCUUCAAAUCUCCUGGCUAGUUCUAUUCCUAGCGACGGCACAUCCUCGGUCUCGAAUGUUGACCCUAUCAGAUCCACAAUGAUGCCUCAUCCCGAAAUGCUGGACAACGCUCUUACUGCGGGUCUCGUACACUCUCGCAGGGAGUCUGCAAGACAAUCUCUAGCGGAUUUCAUGAAGCUGAGAGCUAAAGCUCAGGACGACUUGCCUGAUUUUGUUGCUGACCUCCCUUCUGAUGAAAUUGAUCCUGAGACUGUACUUGAGAAUAUUGAUUCACCGCCUAUCUGUACUGUGCCGCAGGAAGUUAUCGACCGUCACACGCUUUGUCUCACUCCGGAGUCGGCUCUGCCUAGCAUCUCGCAUCGUUACUUAGCAUCGAUUGAGUUUAUCCAAAAACGACAAAUCGCUUUGGCCCUCUGUUCUUCGAAACUCAAAGUGGAACUAAUCGAACGGGAUGCUCUUGAUGGCGCGGACCUCAUCCUCGACUAUGACACCGCAGUGCUUUUCUUUUCUCUGUUCGCUCUUCCCUCUCAGCUUUCUGCGCUUCAAUCUCGGUUGGAAUUUCUAUCUUGGCGGUAUCUAUAUGUUCUCGUCGUCCUUGAAGCAUACACACCCUCCCUUUCUUACAGGUCAGGUGAUGUUGGACGUUUGGUACCUCUUGCGUUCACUCCCCCCGUUCUGAAGGCGAUCAAGAAACUGCGCCGAGACUUGGCUAUCGCGGAGGGAUAUUUUACAAAAUGUCCCGACUCGGAGAUCCAGUUUGCUUUCGCUCUCUCCGUCGACGAGGCUGCUAUGUAUAGCAGAAUGUUUGGUGAUUAUGCUGCACAGAGAUCCGUGCCAGAAAUCUGGGGCGAGCGUCUCUGGCUGGACGAAGUUGUAGAGGGAGAAAAAGAGCUAAUCAAUGCCGAUGGCAUGAACGCAUUCACUUCUGCCAUGAUUUUGUCGCAACUUCCUUUGAACGCGUUUCUAGAGAUGAGUCCGGAGGAAAGGACCAAUGCCUUCGCGCAAUCGAUGGGGCAAGACAGGAUUGCAAGCGCUUUCUCACUUAUUGAUUGUUGA